Salvia hispanica is the source of this 1562-nucleotide messenger RNA. Its product is annotated as putative F-box protein At3g10240. NCBI's taxonomy places the organism in Eukaryota, Viridiplantae, Streptophyta, Magnoliopsida, Lamiales, Lamiaceae. The record is from RefSeq and is a predicted model, not a curated record.
UAAAUUCAAUUAAAUUCCUAAAAGAAAAAGAAAAAGAAAAUACAGACAGAAACCCUUAAACCCUCGACGCAUCCGUAAGCAUGGCUUCCCGCUUGGCUACCUCUUCCCUGCGCUGCCUGCAGAACUCCGCCAUGCGCAACCUUUCUCUCCGCAGAGGUGUUCGAUCUUCCAUUUACGUUUCAAGGACCGAAUCUCAAUCAGCCCGCAGAAAGGUGGAAGCUACCCUGGACCCCCUGUCCCCGUUUGAUAGACUACCAUUGUAUCGUCGAUCGCACAGUCUCCCACGUUUCGAUUGGCCACCUGAUCUUGCUCUGUGCGUAUACGAGAUAAAACAUACAUCAUCAAGCUUACAACUUUCCAAGCCUAAGCCUGAGACUGAGACCGUUGUUUAUUAUCAUAAUCAUGUUCUUUGUACAUAUCUCCUUAAAGAGGAUGGCACCUUCUCACCUAAGUAUUCCACAUGUCCUCCCUCUUUUCUAAACGACUAUUCCUUCACUGGGGCUACUUUUAAUGGUCUACUUCACUUUCAUAACCCUAAGUCGUCCAGUCAUGCUCUUUGGAACCCAACAACGAGUGAGUAUAAGAUCCUGCCUAACCCCAAGCCCCAUCCAAAAACUCUUGAAGAGUGGCGUUUAAAGGCAUUUGGAAUGUGGUGUGACCAUAAAUUUGAAGAUAUCAAAGUGUUGCAAAUUAACAUCUUGAAUUUGGCUCGUGAAGUUCAGUGCUGCUUUGAUCAAUUUAACUUGUAUUCACUCAAAACUAAUUCAUGGAGGUUAAUACCAGUAUGCACUCAGUUUUGCUAUGACUUAUUUGUCUGUGCUUGCAUAUCUGGGGUUGUUUAUUGUAAAGCACAUGGCAAAAACAACGACGUCACCGUUAUUCGUUCGUUUGACCUCUCUACUGAAACUAUGUCUACUUUACCCUUUCCUAAACAUGAUGGGAAUCCUUAUAAACUUUUUGAGUGUAAUGGGUUGCUUAGUGUUGUUGCAUUGUUGUAUGAUGAAGAUGGUGUACCUUGUCAAUUCCACCUUUGGACAAUGAGAGAUGGAUCAUGGAUAAUGGAAUCUGUUUUCCAUACUCGUGGUGUUCGGGAGAUGUUAUGGCUUUCGCUGGACGGUAAGCUAUUGUAUUUUGUAAGCAUGACCGAUGAGCUAAUGGUGUUUGAUCGUAGCAUUGGAAAGUUGAAGCAUCUUGGUGUUAAUUGUUUUGGGUAUAACCCAAAUAUCAUUCCGUUUGUUGAGAGUUUUGGUCAACUCAAUGGAAUUUCACAUGUUGAGGAGACAUUGGAAGAGAGAUUGCCCAAAGAUCAAGACAUAGACUGCACUGAGUGAGAGUUCGGGGCCUGAGGAAGUAGACCUAUGCGUGGGAAAUGGAGCUAGAGUUGCUGCUGAACGCGUAGGGACUUAUAGAUUAGAUCUGUCUUCGAGAUAUAGACCUAAUUUAUGUACUGUAGUUUUUAUUUUGUUCCUAUUACUUCAAAGAAUAUUUGUCUUCAUUCCAAUGUUGAAUAUUGAGGGUUUUCCCUUUCAUUUUGCGAGCAACAUAUGCUCAACAUGUUUACA